This is a messenger RNA of Sporothrix schenckii 1099-18, 369 nucleotides long. RefSeq lists its product as uncharacterized. The transcript has a single exon. The record is from RefSeq and is a predicted model, not a curated record. The coding region runs from base 1 to 369 and encodes 122 amino acids. Lineage: Eukaryota; Fungi; Ascomycota; Sordariomycetes; Ophiostomatales; Ophiostomataceae.
AUGUGCCCGCUGUUAGCGCCUGUUUGGUUUAAAACGGCUCAACGGGUGCCUGGCAGUUACUUGCGGGAAAGAAGGGGACGAAGGAUCCAUAACGGGUUUGCACAAAAGGGGAAAGAGACACCGGGGCCCGUUUUCGACAAAGGUGCCGUUUCAGAUUCUCCCUGUUUGUCCGUUCUACUCCUUUCACUGCCGCCUCUCGACCUCUCGCUCCUGGUGCCUGGUGACCUCGUCGAAAACGUCGUCCAAUGUCAUCCAAAGCAGGCUCCAAACGUCUCCAGAUUUGAAACAAAUAUCGGGGGGAACCAUUUCGACCACCAGAUGCAAGGAAAGGAGCCACCAUAUCCACCAGCGAUCUACACACAAGAUUAA